AUGAUCGUGGAGAUGGUGGAGGAGGCGAGGAGCAUGCUGGUGUUGGAGGAGGUGACGGUGGAGGACCUGGUGGACGUCGGCAGCGACAAGAAGGGCGGCGGUAGACGCGGCGACGACACGAAGGAGGCUGCUGCGGGGAGAGUAGACUCGGAGGAGUGCCUCGCCCCGCCGGCCAAUUUCGCGAUGGUGGAUUACGGGAUCUACCGCUCGGGGUUCCCCGAGCCGGCUAACUUCGGCUAUCUCGAUUCCCUCGGCCUCCGGACCAUUGUGUGAGCGUUGUUAUUCGGUUCUGUCGCCUCUGUUCUUGGUUGUUUUGUUUUUUUUUCUCAUUUUUCUUUUUCUUGGUGGCGUUGCGGUUGUUCUAGGGUUCUUUGUCGGACCGGGGAUGAUUUGUGCUGACGAGAUGGGGCUAAUUUCGUAGGUACCUGUGCCCGGAACCAUACCCGGAGGCUAAUGCCGAUUACGUCCGUUCGCGUGGGAUACGGCUGUGCCAGUUUGGCAUCGAUGGCAGCAAGGUAUGAAUGAUAAUGUGAAUCAUCCCAGUAAUGAUCGCCCCCUUUUAUAACAUCAUCCUGCUUUCCAAGUCCCUCGUUUCGCAGACCUUUGAUCAUUUCUCCUGUCAUAUGUUUGUUUUUCAUAGUUUUUUAUCUACUGGGGGGCGUUGUUGAUCAUUUCUCUGGAGUUUCUGGUUCGUGUUCAGAAUUAUAGGUUUAUGUCGUGAUUUCAUAUUUUGAUACGAUUAAAAAUUUGUUAUGUCAUUUUCUUGACUAAAUUCAAGAUUGAGAGUUUUGAUAUUUUCUUCUUCUUAUUUGAAUAAUAACCUGUAUUUGACUGUUGCCCAAUAGGGAUCAGUCAGUACAGUCGCAACUCAUUUAGGAAGAUGGAUUUUGACUGAUCUUUGAGGGAUUCUCUCGUAACCUUGUUAAUCAAAAGUCGAUAAAAAUGAACAGAAAAAAUGUUUCUUUCUAUAAGGCACCUAUUUUUCCUUGGUUGUUUGCUUUCGGGAGAUUAAGAUAUUUUGUACGUGUAAUAAAAGCCACAUUUCAAGCCAUCUCCUUCCUCUUGAAAACUGUGAUACAAAAGUUAUUUUGUAUAUAUAUGAAAUUUGGCAAGGAUCCAUUGUCUGGUUAGACUCACAGGGUUGAAGAUCUUCACUCCUCCCUUUUCUGGUGCAAAAUCGAUAUCAAUCUCAAAUUAUGCGAAUAUACAUCAAAUCGGCUGGUUUGAAGUAAAGGAAUAUUCUAUUAUGCAGGCCUCGAGCUGCAUUGUCUCGUAUAUCAAUUUUUUCUUAUCUUAUCAUUAUAUAAAAUUAUUACGAUUUUUAUUUUUUUUACGUUGAGUGGCACUAUUUCUGUCAUACAUCAUCAACGUUACCAUGAUUUCAGGAGCCUUUUGUCAAGAUUUCCAAGGAUACCAUGAUGCAUGCUCUGAGAGUCCUACUUGGUACUAAAUUAAUUUCCCCAUACCUCCAAUGUUCUGUGUUAUUACAAUGAAAUUCAAUCCAUUUAAUUAUUUCCAUAUUUUUUCAUCCCUAGAUGUAAGAAACCAUCCGAUUUUGAUCCACUGCAAGCGUGGAAAGGUACAUCUCCCCCCUUCUUUAUAUCAGCCAUCGUUCAAGAACAUGUUAAUCGAUCCUUUCCCCACUCUGCUAACUUCAUUCCUCUUUAUUCCUCUGUUGGGUUACCGCAAAUUGCAGCACCGGACAGGUUGCCUGGUGGGCUGCUUCAGGAAGUUGCAGAGUUGGUGCCUGGCCUCGGUAUUUGAGGAGUACCAGCGACACGCCGCAGCUAAGACCAGGGUGUCCGACCUCAGGUUCAUCGAGGCUUUUGACAUCUCGAGCAUGAGCCAGUGCCUGCUGGGCGCCAUCUACCGGUACCACGGCCUCGGCUCUCGGGCCAGGCGCCUUGGGUACCACGAGAACUCAUCCUAA
Messenger RNA from Spirodela intermedia, 1930 nucleotides. NCBI's taxonomy places the organism in Eukaryota, Viridiplantae, Streptophyta, Magnoliopsida, Alismatales, Araceae. The record is from the annotation of a GenBank genome assembly.